AUGGGGCUCAUAUUGCCUGGAAAGAAAACGAGAGUAGGCGUGGCACUGUUUGUCCAGCUCGCUGCAGCAGCACAUAAUGUCAUCGACCUAUCUCAGCAGCAAUGGACGCUCACGAGCCCAGAUUAUGAAAACAUAACCGUUGCUGGAAAGGUGCCGUCGCAUGCCCACGUCGACCUCUACGAGGCAAACAUAAUCAGCGACCCGUAUGUCAUGCUCAAUGAUUUUGACCUCCGCUGGAUCGGCAACAGUAACUGGACGUAUACCAGCGAAAUCAAAGGGCUGUAUGAUCAUGAGGAUCUGGCCAGCUACCUCGUCUUCAACGGCCUCGACACCUACGCAGCUGUCGAAUUCUGCGGGCAGCACAUUGGAAACGCCGACAAUCAGUUCCGGCAGUGGGUCUUCGACAUCUCCGAGGUUCUUGCAUCAUGCACGUCUCCUCAACCCCAGCUUGCCGUCAAAUUCGGCGCCACUCCCAACAUCUCGGCGGCCAUAGCCGCAGAGCCCGGCCAAGAGACAUGGCCCGAUGGCAUCAAUGAGGUCUAUGAAAUCCCCAACAGGUGGUUUGUGCGCAAGGAACAGUCCGAUUUUGGAUGGGAUUGGGGUCCAGCCUUCGUUCCGGUGGGCAUUUGGCAGCCUGCCUAUCUCGUCCAGCUCGACGGGCCAGGGUCCGUAUAUGUGAAGAACUCGGCCUUUGACCUCUACCGCAAGGGCCAAUUGAACAAUUUACCGCCAGAUCAGGCUGCCGACUGGAUAUUCAACGCCAGCAUAGAUGUUGUUGGGACUAUUCCAGAUGAGGCGCAGAUCAGAUACACGAUUGUGGACUCGGAUUCGCUGGAGGAGGUGAGCAGCGGCAGCCUCAGCGACGUUGAGAACGCCGGCGACGUGAUCACUGGACUUGCAACUCUUGACCCUUCCCAGUACGAAUUGUGGUGGCCGAGCGGCCUGGGUGCACAGAAGCUCUACAAUGUGACCGUCGAAGUCAUAUCCAACAACAAAUCUAUUGCGUCUGUCAAUAAGCGAAUGGGCUUCAGAACCAUUGUGCUCAACAUGGAACCCAUCAGCGAGUUGGAGUUAUCACAGGGCAUCAUCAACGGUAGCAACUUCCACUUUGAGGUCAACGGCCAUGUAUUUUACGCCAAAGGAAGCAACUUCGUGCCCCCAGACCCGUUCUGGCCUCGUGUCACGUUCGAGCAUAUCCGGGAGAUCCUCACUGAUGUGGUGGAUGCCAACCAGAACAUGCUCCGCGUGUGGUCUAGUGGAGCGUACUCACCCGACUUCAUGUAUGAUCUUGCUGAUGAGAUGGGCAUCCUGCUGUGGUGCGAGUUUCAAUUCAGCGUCUCCCUUUACCCUGUUGACCCGGCCUUCCUCGAGAACGUUCGGCAAGAGGCCGUCUAUCAGGUGCGGAGGGCCAAUCAUCAUCCGUCUCUGGCGCUUUGGGCUGGAGGCAAUGAGAUGGAGAAGGAUGAGCUGCCCGCCGUCAAGUCCCGGGCCCCAUCCCAGUAUGAGCGCUACUUGAGCGAGUACUUGCUGCUGUUCCUCGACACACUGCUGCCUACCGUCUAUGGCAAUUCGCACAGCAUCAGCUAUAUGCCUUGUAGCACCAAUAAUGGCUACUUGGAAUUGAACUUCAGUCUGCCCAUCCCCUUUGUCGAUCGCCUUUACAACACGACGCCCGGAUACCUGUACGGAGACAGCGACUUUUACGACUACGAUCCGUCUCACGCUUUCGACAUCAACAAGUAUGUCGUCGGCCGGUUCGCAAACGAGUUUGGCUUCCCCUCCAUGCCCAGCCUCGAGACUUGGCGUGAGGCUAUUCCCGAAGACCAGCUAUUCUUCAAUUCAACCAUGACCGUCUUGCGCAACCAUCACUACCCGCCUGGGAGCCUCACUACCAACAACACGGCUGAUCCUCUGAGAGGAAUGGGCGAGAUGACACGGGGCGUCCAGCAGUGGUACCCAACACCAGCAAAGACCGACACUGUGGCCAACUUUGCCGCCUGGUGCCACUCCACCCAGGUCUUCCAGGCCGACUUCUAUCACACCAAGAUUCAGUACUACCGCGCCGGUUCUGGAAUGCCCCAGAGGCAGCUAGGCUCGCUGUACUGGCAGCUCAACGAUAUUUGGCAGGCGCCAACUUGGUCAACUAGGGAAUAUGAUGGUCGCUGGAAGGUCACCUUCUACGCGACCAAGGACAUAUUCCAGCCGGUUAUCGUUGCUCCGGUAUUCAACGUCACCACAGGCGUCUUGGAGAUAUUUGCCGUAUCGGACCUCUGGAGUGAUGUCUCAGGCGAGGCAAGCUGGGAAUGGAUCGGCUACGAUGGGAAGCCCGUUGGUGACCCUGAAGCGUCCGUUCAAUCACAGAAGUUCACCGUCGGCCCGGUCAACUCCACAGUGUUGUCGAGGAUAAACAUCACCCAACUGACAACCAGCGGCGGUUUGCCGGCAUCUAAUGCGAUCUUGAUGGCCAACAUUACCGCGACUGGCACGUCACCAAACACGCAGGGCACGAAAACCUACUCGCACUCCAAUUACUUCACGGCCACGCCCCUAAGCAAAGCCGAGUUAAUCGACCCUGGCCUGACCAUUCGCCAUGACGGGGAUGCCUUUACCGUCACGGCCGAGAAAGGUGUGAGUGCCUUCACGUGGUUGGCGCUGGACCCGAGUGACGCCGGCGCCAUUGUAACGUUUGACGAUAACGGCUUUUGGCUGCGGCAGGGGCAGAGCAGGACCCUUGGGUAUCGAGUGCAUGGAGAAAGCUCUGGCUGGGAGAGCCGUGUCACCGUGAGCAGUAUCUGGAACAACACCCUUCCUUCGUGA
Messenger RNA from Trichoderma reesei QM6a, 2817 nucleotides. RefSeq names its product glycoside hydrolase family 2. Gene Ontology annotation, biological process: carbohydrate metabolic process; glycoprotein catabolic process. Bases 1 to 2817 code for a protein of 938 amino acids. Lineage: Eukaryota; Fungi; Ascomycota; Sordariomycetes; Hypocreales; Hypocreaceae. The transcript is spliced from 5 exons. The record is from RefSeq and is a predicted model, not a curated record. Gene Ontology annotation, molecular function: beta-mannosidase activity.